ACACUUGAUUUUAAAACAUUAUUUAGAAUCAUUAGUUGAAUAAUAGUGGAUUGUGGUUGGAUUUAAAUUCUAUUAAAAACCAUGAUUGAAUAACACCCCAUAGUUUAGUUUAGACUUUAGACUAAUCGGAUUUUAAAGCUGAAGAAUCAAACAAAAACCCAUGUUCCACUGUCUCUCUGCCCAAUAUUUCAAAACGAUCACUCACACCACACUUCAUGGGUAAGUCGGUGAGACUACGCCGGAGCCAAACCACGGCUGGAUCAUCUUCGGAGAACAACGGUGACUUGUCGGGUGAAAAUGGAUCUGAUGUUCCUCGUAGCUCCGACUCAGAGACUGAGUCAAACUCGAGCUCCGAUUCCGGGACCGAGUUGAAUCGGUGGUCUGCCUCAACAACCUCGACGGGGCUGUCGGCGAUCAUACGAGUCUUGUCCGAUUCGCUGCUGAGAACGGAAUUGGCGGAGAUGGAGAUGAUCAAGGCUCGUGAGGCAGCGAGGUGGGAAGCGGAGAAAAGAAGGUUGGAAAUGGAGGUCGAGUUGACUCAGAUGUUGCUUCAGACUAACUCGUCUUUACUCGUCGGAGAAGAGAAGAUUUCUCUGGCACGGAGGAAGAGGAAGAGUUCAGCAGUUGAAGACAACGAGUCCUCCGUUACAAGGGACAAGAAUUUAGCUUUAUUGUGCUUACUACAACUUAACCUGAUCUUCUGGAGCUCAUUGACUUGA
Messenger RNA from Eutrema salsugineum, 719 nucleotides. RefSeq lists its product as uncharacterized. Lineage: Eukaryota; Viridiplantae; Streptophyta; Magnoliopsida; Brassicales; Brassicaceae. Bases 216 to 719 code for a protein of 167 amino acids. The record is from RefSeq and is a predicted model, not a curated record. The transcript has 2 exons.